Messenger RNA from Scleropages formosus (Asian bonytongue), 2020 nucleotides. Its product is annotated as receptor-interacting serine/threonine-protein kinase 3-like. Bases 206 to 1819 code for a protein of 537 amino acids. Gene Ontology annotation, molecular function: JUN kinase kinase kinase activity; ATP binding. The transcript is spliced from 13 exons. Gene Ontology annotation, biological process: protein phosphorylation. Lineage: Eukaryota; Metazoa; Chordata; Actinopteri; Osteoglossiformes; Osteoglossidae. The record is from RefSeq and is a predicted model, not a curated record.
GAAGCCGGAACAGCGCAGCCGCGGCUCGAGAGCUUCCCCGCUAAAGUCUGAGGAAGCGCGUGCGGCUCCCGUCCCGAUUUAGCGCCAUGGUUUUUCACAAAUAAAGUUCAUCAUGUCGUGUUUUGUCGCGGAACCUUUCCAGGCUACUCGUACACCGUACCUGCUCUAGUCGGCAACCUCCUGCUGAAGACACAGCUAGGGAAGAAUGGAUAUGCCAGCCCUCAUUUGUGACUCCAGCCUGGAGUCCUGGCAGCACAUUGGCUCUGGAGGGUUUGGCCAGAUCUACAAGGUCAAACACACAGAAUGGAGGAUGGACGUGGUCGUCAAACUGCUGCACGUCAGCUCCAAUUCGUCUCUCCUGAAGGAAGCGCACCUGAUGCGCCAUGGAGGCAAUCCCCAUGUGCUGAGAAUCCUGGGGGUGUAUAAUGGCACUGGUUACCACAUCAGUAGAGAUGGCUUCCCAAAGCAGGGCCUAGUGAUGGAGUUCAUGGAGAGAGGUUCCUUGGCUUCCCUCCUGGAGGUAUUAAAUAAACCUCUACCCCUUCCCUUAACCCUCCGUCUGGCUCAUCAGGUGGCCCUGGGCAUGAACUUCCUCCACUGCCUUUCGCCACCUCUUCUCCACCUUGAUCUCAAGCCCAGCAAUGUGCUCCUGGAUGAUAGCCUUAAUGCCAAGGUGAGUUUUGGGAACUUCAAAAACAUUGAGUUGUGGCAUUUUGGGUGUCCCUGCUUUUUAACGUACUACACACACACACAGUCUGAAAAAGAAAACGAGUUUGAAGAGAAAAUGCAUACGACACAAUGCACAACGUUGCACGCUACACAGACUUCGGGCUGGCAAGCUGUUCAAAGUGUUUCAACAGGUUCCACGACCGACGAAGGUGGAACCAUUAGCUACAUGCCACCCGAGGCCUUUGACAUGUCUUACAAGCCUACCCCAGCCUCUGAUGUCUACAGCUAUUCCAUUCUUCUCUGGUCCAUCAUCACUGGACAGGAGCCCUAUCCCUCCGCUCGCUCCACAAUUGUGCGGUUUCGGGUCCCAGAGGGAGACCGACCCAGCCUUGAAAUGGUGGACCCCAAUUUGGCUGAGCACCUGAAGGACAUGAUCAGCCUCAUGAAAAGAUGCUGGAACAAUGAUCCUAGCAAAAGGCCUUCCUUCCAAGAAUGCCUUCAAGUGACAGAGGCCUUUCAGGAGCGGCACAAGAGUGGUGUAAAAGAUGCUGUCCACCAGGUGCUGACAUUUUUGGACUCUCCAGAGAUUGAACUGGGGAAACGCCUUGAUGCCCUCAACAUCAUAGACCCUACGCAGUUAUAUAAUGCUGGAUCCAACAAGGCAUCAACAACCCCUGAACCCAUGAGGAGUGACCUGUACCCCACACAGGUACCAGCCAAGCUCUCCCUGGCUUACACUUCCCAUCAAGCAAGCAGAUGUUCAGAAAUACAUCUGAGUAGAGGGAAAUUGGACCUAAGUGCAGCUGUAGAGUUUGGACUUUUCAUAGCUGACCUUUCCUCCACAGCACUUCCUCCAGCAAGAACAUUGUCUAUGGAUCCUUGCAUAGUUUACAACCAGAUGCCUCCAGCUAGUAGCCCUGCAGGACCUUGGCAGCAGAGUGUUAUCAACCAAGCAGCUGUUCCUGUGUACUGUCAAGGGCCUGGAGUCUCCAUUUUCAUGUCCAACGUCACUGGGCUGCAAAUAGGCAAUAAUAACAAGAUGACCAUCCAGCGCUCUCGCAUCAGACACUGCACAGCUCCCGAUGCCAUCAGCCAGUCAUCACCAAAGAACAGCGGGGCUAAUGGAGACAGAAGUGCUCCAGGCACCUAAGACUCCUAUACUGGGAGGGCACUCAUAAUGGAGACUCUUCUGCUAUCAUUUCACCAAAAAUCCUGUCUUUUCUCUAUGGUUAUUGGGUUUCCUUGACAACAGCUCUUAGAGAGGGAUUCAUGUUCAGGUACUAGCUUGUGGAAAUUUGGGGGGGUCGAUAAUGAUUGGAGGACAGACAUCUGACAAAUCAGGGAAAUAGAA